AUGGCUGCCUCAAAAAAUGAAAUCGAAGUUUUUCGCGCCAGAAAAGUUGCUCUGAUUACUGGAAUUUCAGGACAAGACGGAUCGUAUCUCGCUGAGCUUCUUCUUUCCAAAGGAUACAAGGUCCAUGGAAUUAUCCGACGCUCUUCUUCGUUCAAUACUGCUCGUAUUGAACAUCUUUACAGUAAUCCUGUGACUCAUCAUGCUGAUUCUUCCUUCUCCCUUCACUAUGGAGACAUGACUGAUUCGUCAUGUCUUAAUAAGCUGAUCCAAACGAUCCAGCCAACCGAGGUCUAUCAUCUGGCCGCACAAUCUCACGUCAAAGUGUCAUUCGAUUUGCCGGAAUACACGGCCGAAGUGGAUGCAAUUGGUACCCUUCGUCUUCUCGAUGCGAUUCACGCAUGUGGUCUUACCGAGAAGGUUCGAUUCUAUCAAGCGUCAACGUCGGAACUUUACGGAAAAGUGCAAGAGAUUCCACAAAACGAAAAAACCCCAUUCUAUCCAAGAUCCCCAUAUGCGGUUGCGAAAAUGUAUGGUUAUUGGAUUGUUGUCAAUUAUCGCGAGGCUUACAAUAUGUUUGCAUGUAAUGGAAUAUUGUUCAAUCACGAGAGCCCAAGGAGAGGUGAAACAUUUGUGACGCGAAAAAUCACUCGAGCUGUUGCGAAGAUCAGCUUAGGACAACAGGAAUGUGUGGAACUCGGAAAUCUAAGCGCUCUUCGCGAUUGGGGCCACGCCAAAGAAUAUGUCGAGGCCAUGUGGAGAAUUCUGCAGAACGACAAACCGGACGAUUUUGUAAUUGCGACUGGCAAACAGUACAGUGUCAGAGAAUUUUGUAAUUUGGCGUUUGCGGAAAUCGGAGAGGAGCUCGAAUGGAAUGGAGAAGGUAUUGACGAAGUAGGAAUCAGCAAGAAGACGGGAGUGAUUCGUGUGAAAGUCAGCCCGAAGUAUUACAGACCGACCGAAGUUGAAACUCUUCUCGGAGACGCUACCAAAGCAAAAACAUUGUUGGGUUGGGAGCCAAAAAUUGAAGUUCCGGAUCUUGUCAAGGAAAUGGUUGCCAGCGACAUCGCAUUGAUGAAAGCGAAUCCGAUGGCCUAA
Caenorhabditis bovis is the source of this 1095-nucleotide messenger RNA. The record is from the annotation of a GenBank genome assembly. NCBI's taxonomy places the organism in Eukaryota, Metazoa, Nematoda, Chromadorea, Rhabditida, Rhabditidae.